AUGGGCGCUACAAUCAUUUCGCAAGGUGGAGACUACACAAGCAAGGACGUUGCUGUCGCCUUCGCCAUUACCAUUCUAGCUGGUCUGGCGACCGCUGUCGGUGGAGCCAUUGUUUUCUUCCCCUCUCUCUCGCGUCAAUUCAACGCCAAGCUGCUGAGUGGUGGGCUGGCCCUCGCUGCUGGGUCUAUUACAUACCUUGCUUUUGUUGAUAUCUUUCCGGAAAGUACCGAGUUCUUUGCCGCCGAUGCCACGACGGAACAGGGAGAGAAUCUAGCAUCCACAAGGGCAACUCUUUGCUUUUUCUCGGGAAUUCUCAUCAUGUAUGCGCUGGACGCUGUGACGCACAAGAUUAGCCCGCAUAGUCAUAGCCAUGAUCUUCCCGUGGCACCAAAUGCUUCUGAUCAUACCGGUAGCACCAAGUCUGUCGACAUGGCUGAAGAACAACUGGACGAAGAGAAGGUUGCCACCAAGAAUGAGAGUGUGGUACAUGUGACUGUCGAUCCAAAAUGCGAUGCAUCCAUCGACGAGGAAGCAGCUUCUUCCAGUUCCGAAUUGGAGGACGAUGAAACAAGCCGACUCCUCACAAACGAGGAGAAAUCAAGUCUGUGGCGGUCAGGUCUUUCAACAGCCCUGGCUUUGAUCCUGCACAAUGUCCCAGAGGGUCUGAUCACAUAUGUUUCGACUGUAAACAACCCAUCUGUGGGAGCUGCCUUGGCAAUUGGAAUUGCCUUGCAUAAUCUUCCAGAAGGCAGUAGUGUUUCCUUGCCAAUCUACUUUGCUACUGGCAACAAAUGCAAGGCAUUCCUAACCAGUGUCAUCGCGGCCAUGGCUCCCAUCUUGGGUGGUUUGAUUGGCUAUGCCAUUUUGGAAACCCGUGACUUUAGCAACACCGCAUUUGGAGUGCUUCACGGAGUUUCAGGUGGUAUGCUCAUUUACAUUGCCGUCAACAACUUGAUGGCAACGUCCUACAAGUACGAUCCCGAAAAUAAAUCGGUCAUCUUCUAUUUCGUCUUGGGUAUGGCAUUGAUCGCCAUUGCGUUGGUGAUUUUGGAUGCCACUGGAAACCACGACCAUGCGGGAGGCCACGGCUCAUCAUCUCAUCAUGCCGAAGGAUCUGUCAUGGAAGAAUUGGGAUCUGUCAUGGAGGAAUUGGUGGCAUCGGACGACCACCUCAACAUGGAGACAACCAGCCACCAUAGCGAUGGUCACGCUCAUGCCCACACAAGAUAA
This is a messenger RNA of Seminavis robusta, 1230 nucleotides long. The record is from the annotation of a GenBank genome assembly. NCBI's taxonomy places the organism in Eukaryota, Bacillariophyta, Bacillariophyceae, Naviculales, Naviculaceae.